AACAGAGUAUUUUUUUACUGUGGUAUUAGUACUUUUACUGAAGUAAAAGAUGAGAGUACUUCGUCCAGCUUUGCUGUCCUGUACCUAAACAGAUUAAACGUAACGCCGCUUACUGCCUGUAGGGACAGCAUUACACCUCGCCGCGUGUAAUCUACCGGAAAUAUAUUGGUAGAAGAAGAACCCCGGAAGUAGCGUCCUGCCUUUACUACGCAUCGUUUUCUUUAAAUGUAAAACAUAUUUAGCUGCUACAGUCGCAAUAUACCAUUUAUAUAUGUUUAUAUUCCACGAUGCCGUGGCGGUGCUGUGUUCCCGGGUGUAAAGGCUACGACGAGGCGAAGUCUAUGGGGGUCGUUUUCCACGGUUUACCGACGAGAGACCCGCAGCGCUGCCGCACGUGGCUCAAAGCGAUCCGGAACCCGCGGUUCGAUGAGGACACGCCGGUGUCCCGGUACGGAGGAGUGCGGGUGUGCAGCCUGCACUUCACACCCGACGACUACGAGCAGGACUUCCGGGCCAAGAUCCUGAACGUCGCGCCCAAACCGGUGCUGAAGAGCGGCGCGGUGCCGUCGGUGUUCCCGGGGAGAGAGCACGGUGAGCCAGCCGGGAAUGAGGCGUCACCGCCGGAUCCGAAGAGAACCAGAACGGAGACGAGCGUCGGCGCUGCAGGAAGCUCCUCUCAGUCGCCUCCGGCGGUGGACGAAAGCUUCUGCAUCGUGGUGUCGGUCGACCCUCGGGACCACGAGUUCAACACUACGACGUCAUCCGACGAAGACGCCGACGAAGACUGCGCCGUCGUCUACAGCCGCAGCCUGAUGGAGUUGUUCAGGAGGUGUCAGACUUGCGGGCAGCCAAUCACGGACAAGCAGCUCCUCCACUCGGGAGCGCAGGUGAGGGUGAAGUGGAGCUGUCAUGGCGGACAUGCCGGCGUGUGGAAGUCCUCUCCUCGCCUCAGAGACAUCCUCCCGUAACCCCCCCCCCCAACCCCCCAACAACUGCUGCAGUACACUGGACGGACUUUUAUUUUGAAAUUCAGAAAGAGGGACGCUGCCGCCACGAAGGAAACCGUCCAAAAACUGGUUCAGGGUCAGUUAUUCUAUUUUAUAUUCCACUUAAGCAUGAAGCAGAAACAACAAGCUGUCCUGUCCGUCACUAUCUCCUCAUAAUAAUAAUAAUAAUAAGUUUGUUUUUAGUGACAGAACCAGGUGUCUCUAAGAAGACUUCCUGAGCUUUUGGACUUCAAGCUGACGUGGUCAUGAAGAACAUCCACUGAAAAAGGUCAGUUUCAUUUUUAACUUAAGUGCAGGUCACACUGCCUAGCAAAUAUUUCAGAAUAAAAGCCCUGUCCAUAGAAAGAUGCUAGAGGGCUUUUAUUUUGAAACAAAGUGUCAAAUAUAAACUCAAACCAGAAACAUUACCAGUUUCAAUGUCUGUAUCUAAACAUGUCACAUGACAUGAAACAAAGUUAAUAUCUAUUAACUCAACACUUCCGCUUGUUGCGUUGAUACGGUCUUUUCAAAAUAAAGUUCCGUCUUCACAGGAAACUUAGUUAGGUUCAGGAAAAGAUCUUCAAAUGAGUUAAAUAAUCACAGAAGUAUUUGUACAUUUCUAUGAGCCUAUAAAUACUGUUUUGAAUUACACCUUGUUAAAUUUGUUCAUUUUGAUUUUAAAAACAAACUCUGUCAUCGCGCACAUUUAGCUCUUUGCACCAUCCUGAUUUAUUUUUAUAUUUUCACACUGUUUGUAGAGCAGCACAACUUGAGACUUGUUCUUUAGAUAAAUAAAGUUUUUAAAUCUUAUGUGAGAAUAAGGACAACAGACUGCAGACACACAGAAAGCAGCUUCCAAAAUAAGUCAGGUAGAGCAACAAAUCAGAUCAGUCGUUUUGUGAACAUGGAAUGUUAUUAUGAACUAAUCUCAUAUAAUAAUGAGCUCAUCGCUCUGUGUUUUAGGUUCCGUCGGUGUGAAUGAAGUAGAGUGUUCUCUGUUGAAGCUGUAGCUCAGAGCUGUGAACAGUCACAGUGUCCUUUAUUUAAAGUGAUCAGAGAACGAUGAACACAUGAUUAUAAAGUCUGUAUGACGUGUAUGAUUAUACACAGUCUAAAACCUGAGACUUAAAGAUUCAUCAUGUUUAAAAGUUUCCUCACGGACGUCACUCUGAAUGAUCGUGUUCACAUUUCACUGAAGCAUUCAGUGUUUUAUGAAUAUAAACUAAACUUAAACCAUUUGAGUUCUGACUUCACAAUAUCACAAAUUUGUGAGUUUGUUUCUUGUAAAUAAAGAUGUUUUUCUCAUGAAAUUGUGACUUUAAUUCCAUAAAUUCAAAAUGUAUUCGCUGAACAUGACCCCUGUACUUAUAAUAAUUAUUAUUUAAACUCAUACAUGGUGAUAGUUAUUACAGUAAAGACAAUUUAGUUGCUACUAAACUAGUGUUAUUACGGUAAAGACUGAAUUUAGUUGCUCUUAAAUUAGAGUUAUUACGGUAAAGACGGCCUCAGAGAGGAGACGGUCAUGAAAGAUACAUACGUACAUUUUCUCAUGUUUUUAUGAAUAUAAACUACAUUUAAAUCUCCAUUAAAGUUAUGACUACUUGUAAUAAUUAUUAUUAUUAUUAAACUGAUACAUGGUGAUGAGUGAGGUCUUACCAGCUUGGGCCAGCAGCUGAUGCCCACCCGUGUGUUGAGGCUGGUGUAGAGGAGGAUGAGGAGCAGCAGAGUGAAGAGGAAGGCUGAGCAGCUCACGAACUCAAAGAAGUAGAGAGCAGAGCAGCUGCUGCAGCUGAUCACCAUCUCCUCUAGGAUGAAGGCCACGAAGGAGAGGAGCUAGUGAGGAGAGAGGAAACAUCAGUUUAUAUCUCCUCUAGGAUGAA
Molecule: messenger RNA, 2866 nt
Organism: Anarrhichthys ocellatus (wolf-eel)
Lineage: Eukaryota; Metazoa; Chordata; Actinopteri; Perciformes; Anarhichadidae
Exons: 2
Coding region: 288-968 (226 amino acids)
Molecular function (GO): sequence-specific DNA binding
Source: RefSeq, a predicted model, not a curated record